AAGGAUAACCGGACGCAGCGUUUCCAUCUUGUCUCAGACCGGCUUUCUUUCCUCGCUUCCUCUUAGUUUGCCUGUUGGUGUUUAUUGUGCUCUGGACAUUCACUCUGUUGAUGUCUCCAAUUCUGCAAUAUUGUAAACUGAGAUAAGGUCCUGGUUUAAUAUCAGGUUGGCGAUUUUCCAUCCAAACGAGCUGGACCAUGUCUGGAGAGACCACAAAUGAGGGGGGGCAGCCCCAGUCCACCCAGUCUCCAUCCCAGCCCCAGUCCACCCAGUCUCCCUCCCAGGCCCAGUCCACCCUGUCUCCCUCCCAGGCCCAGUCCACCCAGUCUCCUUCCCAGCCCCAGUCCACCCAGUCUCCUUCCCAAUUUAAGUCACAGUCCCAGACUGGUUCCAGUUCUUCCAGCGGGCCGACGUCCAGCAGCCAAUCGUCCAGUGGCUCGGGGACGCUGAGCAGCGUGGACACCAUCCCCGUCACCCUGCCGUCCGUCCCCGAGGAGCCUGAACCACAACCCUGGGGCCGCCUGCUGCCCAUGGCCCCAGGCUUCCGAGCCCACGACUGUAUAGAGGAUGAGUAUCUGUUUGGACGGGACUCGAGGUGUAAUUAUGUUCUGGAUGAUCCUGAUGAACCAGGAUCCAAACGAUUCAGAAUCUACAGCAAGAAACACUUCAGAAUCUACAGAGAGGGCAGUGAGGUGUUUGUGGAGGACUACAGUAACAACGGGACAUUUGUUGACGGGCAGCUGAUCGGGCAAAACAGGAAGCUUCCUCUGGUCAACAACGCAGUGCUCGCUCUGUCCGAACAACGCAACCGAGUCUUUGUCUUCAUUGAUCUGAUAUCAGAUGAUCAGUCGAGUUUACCUAAAGGGCUUCAGGACAAAUAUCUGCUGACUCGACGGAUUGGCACAGGAGUGUGCGGUGAAGUCAGACUGGCCUUCGAGAGAUCGACGUGCAAUAAAUUUGCAGUGAAAAUAAUAAACAAGAAGAAUUUUCAGUCUGAAGGGACGGCGAUGAGAAACGCACAAACAGAGAUUGAGAUUUUGCAAAGAAUCGACCACCCUUGUCUCAUAAAGACGGAGGACUUUUACCAGACAGACGACAGUUACUACAUCGUGUUGGAGCUGAUGGAGGGAGGUGAACUCUUCCACAGAGUGAAGUCUCAGCAGCAGCUUCAGGAGUCCGUCACCAAACUUUACUUCUACCAGAUGCUGCGAGCCGUCCAGUACCUCCACAGUAAUGGGAUCAUCCACAGAGAUCUGAAACCAGAGAACGUCCUGCUGUCUUCUCAUGAUGACGUCUGUCUCAUUAAGCUGACAGACUUUAAUCAGUCCAGGAUCUUGGAGGAAGCGGCGUUGAUGAGGACUCUGUGUGGGACUCCGUCGUAUCUCGCUCCUGAAGUCUUCACUCACGCCGCCACCACCGGCUACAGCCUCGCCGUGGACGCCUGGAGCCUCGGAGUCCUGCUCUUCGUCUGUCUGGGUGGUUAUCCUCCAUUUCACGAGAGUUUUGGUCGUCAGUCGAUCAGAGAUCAGAUCAUCCGUGGAGAAUUCACCAUGGUUCACUCCAAAUGGAAACAUGUCUCUGACCAAGCGAAGGAUGUGGUGAGGAAGCUGCUGGUCGUCGAUCCCUGUAAGAGGAUGACUGUCGAGGAGGCUCUGCAGCACACCUGGUUACAGGACCGUGUGAUGUUGGACACGGCUCACAGGCUCAUGUACCCCUCUGAGGCUGCUGCUGGCUCCGCCUCCUGUGCCACGGCGGCAGCGGCAUCAGCUUCAACGAGGAAACGAGGACGAGAUGAAGGAGACGACGAGGACCAUCCGGCCAAACGGAAACAAACCCCGCCCCUUGCCCCGCAAUAGCUGACCAAUCGGAAGCAGCCACUCAUAUCAUUCCAAGUCAUGUGACUUGUUCACUACUGAGACAGUCCACUGUAAAUAAAGUUUAAUUAUUUCUUUCUAAUAAAAUAUUUUAUAUGUUUCA
Thunnus maccoyii (southern bluefin tuna) is the source of this 1977-nucleotide messenger RNA. RefSeq names its product checkpoint kinase 2 (gene chek2). The record is from RefSeq and is a predicted model, not a curated record. Bases 198 to 1856 code for a protein of 552 amino acids. Gene Ontology annotation, biological process: protein phosphorylation; mitotic DNA damage checkpoint signaling. Gene Ontology annotation, cellular component: nucleus; cytoplasm. Lineage: Eukaryota; Metazoa; Chordata; Actinopteri; Scombriformes; Scombridae. Gene Ontology annotation, molecular function: protein binding; ATP binding; protein serine/threonine kinase activity. The transcript has 14 exons.